This is a messenger RNA of Cylindrotheca closterium, 1689 nucleotides long. NCBI's taxonomy places the organism in Eukaryota, Bacillariophyta, Bacillariophyceae, Bacillariales, Bacillariaceae. The record is from the annotation of a GenBank genome assembly.
AUGGGGAAUCUGCUAUCAGGCAAGGGUAAUUGUUGGGAGGGCACGAGCGGGAAUAAGAAAGUAACAUUUACAGACGAGUCCACCAGCAAGCAUAUUAAACUACUCUUUGGUUGUAAUAAUGCCGAAGAACAUUUGGAAUAUGUCCAAGAAAUGUGUGACCUGAUUGCCGACAAACAUGGAGCGGAAGGUUUGUCCGGGUUGGGAUUGGAAUUUCGAUAUAUUACUGAUAAGGAGGAGGAUGGGAAUAGUCAAACUAAGAGCGACAGCAUGCCCUUCUCAUCACCGUCAGCGGAAUUGUCAUUACGGCAGAAAUUACAGGAGGAAGCGAAAAAGAAUCAAAAUGGUGAAUAUUCAAUACCCAUCCAAGAUGGUGGUGAACCGGACCAUGCACCGGACCAUGUAUCCAUCAGCGAUGACAGCAACAGCGAUGACAAAACAGAUUUAAAAAAGUCCGCACGGUUUCAACAUGCAAUCUCCGAAUUAUCAUCAGCGGACAGUGAUGAUAGUGCCGGAGACGAUAACAAUGAUAAUGAUGACGACGUAUCAAUAUCAGAUGAAGAAAAGGACAUUUCCUAUGGGGUCAGAGAAAUGUCCAUUGAACCAAGUGAGUUCUUUGUUCCGCUUGGAGAACCAAUUAGCCGCAUGGGAUCCGAUCGAUCCCUGCAAACCGCCACAACCAUGUUUUCCUUGUCCACGCAUGAAUCACGAGGUAGUGCUGCUUCGAAAUCUCCAGAUGGGAUAGCGACUAAACCUUCCGGGCAUUUACUCUUUCACAAGUCUUCCAACACACAAAUUACGGAAAAGAAUCAUCAGCUAUUUAUUGCACACGGCAAAAUGUAUGAUGAAGUAGCAAGGUUAUGUACGGAGUGUGCUCAACAUGUAAUGAUGAAGGAAGGCAAUCUCGAAUGGCAGAGUUUGGGAGAUGGAAUCAAUGCUAUGGUGACGCGGAAUCGUUCUUUUCGACGACCACUCUUGCUGAUUGUAACGGGAAAGGGCAAGGUGGGAGCUGGAAUCUUUUCUCGUCGACAUUUAAUGACGAAUGGUAUCGAAACAUCGACAGCCUUGCCCUUUGUCCAAAGAGCCAUUCACCGAAAAAUGGAUGUGGCAGUCUUGGAUCCCAAUGGAGGUGGGGGCCAAAACGCUAUGCAGUGUGUCCAAACCAGUCUGGAACGACUAUUCUUGGAUCACGGAGAAACGGACGAAGAAGUCUAUAUAUUGGCGCACAGUAUGGCAGGUUCUCAAAUUGUUCGAUUCCUUCAUGACAAGACCUUUGACAAGGAUACAGUACCAAAAACAACAAAAGGAAAGGGGGUCCCAACCAUUGCACCCUCCAACGCCCAAGAUUCUCACAUACAGACUGGCAUGAACUUUCUUCAGCAAAUCAAAGCAGUCGCCUUUACAGAUUCCAAUCAUAAUAUCAAUUGGACCAAACACAAUCGACCCUUGAAAGAUUUGGUGGAAGGCCCUUCGUCUUUAUACAUCAAGUCCCACAAGGUACACGAGGAUGCCAAGAUACUUGGGGAAAAGCACCACGAUUGCGAUUUUUGGAAACAUCGCUUUGGGAAUAUAAAGACGAUAUGGGGUGGUACCCAUGAACAUGCAUUGACCAAUUAUACAGGGAUGGAACACAUUUGGGAACACUUUGAUGAGAUUAUGGAGCAAAGUGGUGAAGACCAAACUUCUGGUUAA